UGGUGGCACAAACGGAAAUACGUUUGUUGACAGCAAGAUGGCGGUGGGUGGAGCAGAUGAGUCCCUCGUGCACGAACAACAGCUGCAUAGUGGAUCUCAUGCACCAAAGAAGAAAGUUAAACAGAAAUUGAAGCGGUACUGGAAUGCCAGUGAAAAGGGCCCAGAAGGAGCUCCUGCAAGUAAGAAGGUUCCAACUGAAGGCAAGCAUGAGGCCAAAGACAAAGAAGGAGAUAAUGAUCCUCAAGAGGGGAAGCCUAGGCAACAUAAGAAACGAAACAGAUCGAAAGGUGCACUGGGAAGGCAGCUUAUGUCUGGGGUAAGAAGAGCAUGUCUGCUGUUGGAAAUCCAUACCUACCAUCUGUGUAACAGUCUGUGUUUUCCAGCAGCUUAUGCUACCAUUCAAACUGUUGGAUCUGUUGAGGAGAAAUUGAAGCGGUACUGGAAUGCCAGUGAAAAGGGCCCAGAAGGAGCUCCUGCAAGUAAGAAGGUUCCAACUGAAGGCAAGCAUGAGGCCAAAGACAAAGAAGGAGAUAAUGAUCCUCAAGAGGGGAAGCCUAGGCAACAUAAGAAACGAAACAGAUCGAAAGGUGCACUGGGAAGGCAGCUUAUGUCUGGGAGGAAAGAUCCUUUUCCAGGGGAAGCUCCAGUUGCCAAGGAGAAGGUGAACAAAUAUGAACGUGGAAAGAAAAUACGGCUGAAUAACAUGCAGAACCACAAGCUGAAGAACAAGCUGCUGAAACAUGAAAAUAAAUAUGAUCUGGCAAAGUCCCAGGCAGCACGUUAUGACUUGUUGCUUCAAGAAGAGGCUGGGUUUCUUGAAGGGGAUGAUGGAGAAGACACGUGUACCAUUGAACAACAAGACAUUGCUGAGGUUGUUGACAUAACAAGUGCUUCCAAGUAUUUUAACUUGACAUUGGAUCAGUUUGGACCGUACAGAAUUCACUACACUAGAAAUGGACGGUACUUGCUCUUGGGUGGAAGGCGAGGGCAUGUGGCAGCAAUGAACUGGCAUACCAAACAACUGCUGUGUGAAAUGAAUGUCAUGGAGAGCAUCAACGAUAUCAAGUGGCUGCACACAGAGACAAUGUAUGCAGUAGCACAGAAGAAGUGGCUGUACAUGUACGACAACAAGGGAAUUGAGCUGCAUUGCAUAAAAAAGUUCAAUGACGUCCUUCGAAUGGAGUUCCUGCCAUACCACUUCCUGCUUGCUACAUGUAGUGCAACAGGGUUUCUGCAGUAUUUGGACAUCUCUGUUGGGAAAGAAGUUGCUGCCAUCUGCACUAAAUCUGGCCGCCUAGAUGUCAUGACACAAAACCCGCAGAAUGCCAUCAUUCAUCUGGGCCAUCCCACUGGCACUGUGACAUUAUGGAGUCCCAACCUGAAGGAACCAUUAGUGAAGAUGCUGUGUCAUCGAGGUGGUGUCCGCGCCAUUGCUGUUGACAAGACUGGCAUGUAUAUGGCCACAUCAGGACUGGACAAGAAAGUGAACAUUUUUGAUAUUCGGACGUAUAAAUCUCUCCAUUCUUACUUGAUCCCAGUAGGUGCCAGCCAUCUUGGCUUCAGCCAGAAAGACCUACUAGCUGCUGGCUGUGGGAAUGUUGUACAGGUUUAUAAAGAUGCACACCGACAGGUAGUGAAAAAGCCAUACAUGUGUCACACAGUGCGUCAGACGAUCCAUGGCUUGCAGUUUUGUCCAUAUGAGGAUGUUUUGGGGAUUGGACAUGGUGAAGGCUUCUCUAGUAUGCUUGUCCCAGGUGCUGGGGAGGCAAACUUUGAUGCACUGGAAUGUAACCCAUACCAGAGUAAAAAACAACGUCAAGAAUGGGAAGUAAAGGCACUGCUUGAAAAGAUUCAGCCAGAACUAAUUACUCUGGAUCCUGGCAGACUAGGAGAAAUUGAUUUUGUUACAAUGGAACAGAAACAUAAGGAUCGAGUUGAGAGAUUGGGGUAUGAUCCCUCUGUCAAACCUAAGUUUGAGCCUAAGCACAAAAAAAAGGGAAAGAGUGCAUCUGGCAACCUGCUGAGAAGAAAAAAAGUGGUGGCAGCCCAAGAACAGAGGGAUGAGAUCAAAAAGAAUAUACAAGAGAAGUUGGAAAUGGAGCAAGAGAAAAAAUGCAAAGAAAAAACUGUCCAACUAGGUGAGAGAUCAGCAUUAGACCGCUUCCGCAAAUAACCCAAGUUCGAAAAGAAGACAGAUGAGUUCCUCAGGAAGGAUAUUCCAUUGUCUUCCACUAAAGACUUUUCACAUUAAAUUACCUUGCACAAUGAUUUUGGUUUGUGUUCAGAGGAUCCUAGAGUUGAAUUUGCCUGAUUCUUUAGCCAUUCUUUCUUCUCCGCUAAGAUGAUGCUGUGAGCAGUGAUUAUAGCAUGUAGCAUAAGUAUUUAAGGAACUUUAAUUCUAUUGGAGAACGUGUUGGUGCUGAAGAAUUGAAGGAGUCACUGUGUAUGCGUAAACUUCAUUUCGGUGUAGCUCAUUCCAGAAUUAACAACAUGUUUGUUGUGUUUGAUCUUUUAGUGGCACUGUAUCCAGCGUGGAUUCUUUUAUUCAGGGAAGUAAUUUCAGCUGCUUUUAACCAGUGGCAUAUGCCAUGUGAUCCUAGAUUUGAAAAUGCAGUAUGUUCUACAUUGCAGGCAUAUAUAGUGGCAUCAAAUCUUCUGGUUACUUCUUGCUGUCCUUUUCUAAUGCCGCAUUCCUACUUACUUGCCGUUCAUGCUUCCCUCCCCCAACUACUUUGAUAUGUAUUCCAUUGCUUCUUCCAACAUUUUGUACUGCAUAGCUUUUUUCUUUUCCCGCUAACUCCUUUUGUCCUUAUCCUCUUUUCUACUUCACAAAAGAAAGUCACAUUGAGCAUUUUUACUUACAGCUGAAGGUCGGAAAACAAGUAGUCCCGAAAGCCAUAUUGGUGGAUAAGUAUGUAAUCUAAAUUAGUGGUAAGCAUUGUAUAUGAAUGUUCAAGAGGUCAGCUCUGUAUAUGUCAUCAUUACGCUAUUUCCUUGGGGUUAGGAGGCUGUGUUCCUGCCUCUCUUAUUCUCUUUGCAGCAUUAGUUAUGGCCUGUUUUGUAUUGUACAGAUGUAAAUUAAAACUUUUUUUUAAUAAGAAA
Messenger RNA from Protopterus annectens (West African lungfish), 3102 nucleotides. It is a transcript of the gene WDR46, whose product is annotated as WD repeat domain 46. The record is from RefSeq and is a predicted model, not a curated record. The transcript has 18 exons. Gene Ontology annotation, biological process: maturation of SSU-rRNA from tricistronic rRNA transcript (SSU-rRNA, 5.8S rRNA, LSU-rRNA). Gene Ontology annotation, cellular component: 90S preribosome; small-subunit processome; nucleolus. NCBI's taxonomy places the organism in Eukaryota, Metazoa, Chordata, Ceratodontiformes, Protopteridae. The coding region runs from base 38 to 2173 and encodes 711 amino acids. Gene Ontology annotation, molecular function: protein binding.